GGACUUCGCUCUGGAUAGCGUUCGCGCACGUUCGAAACGAGGCUUUGCUAUGCUCUAACCCGGGGUUCCUCUCGAUUUCAUCUUCCCUGUCCUUUGGUGGUCGUCUUCUCUCUCCGUAGCUUGUACUUGGAAUUACAGUAGAUAUAGUAGAUUAUCCCUAUUUGAAUUUUGUUGCAUGAGUCAGAGGCGCUCGCGGGCUAGCGGUGAGUAAUACAAGCUAGGGCAAGAGAAGAGAAGACGCUGUUGCCUGUGCGGUUCCAUGGAUAACUAAACUAAAAGCAAAAGAGAGAAAAAUCAGUCCAGUAAAUUGAAUAUAAUCAGUAUUGUGAUAAAGAAAAUUACACAACUCAAGAGUUCGGCUAGAAACAUCAUACAUCCAAAACUUAAGGUUAGCAAUAUCAAUGUAGAUUGCAAUCUAUUUGUGUCUCACGCUUGAUGCAAUCUUCCAGCCCUCACUUCAUGCGAGUACUGCAACGUUUGUGACAGUCUUUGCAAAGCAACCAGUGGUUGGUCUACCUACGCUCCAAGGCUCUACUGUGAACAUAUGUUUUACUCGUGUUGGCAUAAUGUGUAUGGAGACCAAAAGGGGAGGAAGGUCCUUGAUGACAACACACCCUCAUUUAGUAUCCACAGUGUACCCAGAUCAAGCCACAGCAGCAUCCUGCACGCACAGCUACAGAAAACCGCAUGCUGCAUCCUGUAACUAUCAGGGGAUCACCUGUACACAGUGUGGAAUGGGGGACCCUGGACCAGGUGGAGGCACAUCGGGCGAGGUGGUCGGCGGACGGACGCGGAAGAGAAUCCUCGACCCGCUGGAGUUCCAUGAGGACGACAACAACGCCAGACGGCCGGGCAUCUCCGACUGGCAGGAGACCCUAAAGAGCAUAGGUGUGCCGAACAAAAAGGGAUUCAUCACAAUGGAAGGUGGCCAUCAGAAGCAGUGGGAAUUGGAAGACAUUGACCAAGGUCUGGCUGCGGAUUUUGAUGACUCCCUGUCUGGGCUUGGAGUUGAUAUAAGCACUGCUUCAUACAACAUGAGUGAAGCGCUGCUGGCACUACCUGCUGUGCCCAUCUUCAAGCAGGAGGCCUUGUCACCAUCUGGCCAGGAUAAGCAUAAUACAUCAUCAAACCCUGCAACGUUUGAUGAAUCUUCACAGAGCAAUACAACAGAUAGACUGUUCAGGCUCUUGAGCUCUGACAAUUUGACAGAUUGUCCUUCACCAUCCAUCCAUCAGCUUCUGCAGCAACACAUAACCCCUGGCAUUACGCAGGGAACCACCUCUCACGUGACAUCUCAUGGUGCAUCAUCAUCCGCAUGCCUCCAAACUUGCCAUCACUCACAGCAAUCAACCGUCCAGAAUAACACUUCGGAUUCUGCCCAAGAAUCCGUCACUCUCUCCAAUCAUGGAAUGUCAUAUGAAGAUAAUAGAUUUCAAUAUAUUUUGGGUGCUGCAACAUCAGUAGCUACAAAAGUGAAUGAAGAAAGCUUAUCGUACCUGAAUCAAGGCCAGUCUUAUGAAAUCAAAGUAAAGAAAUUAGGUGAUCUCACAAGAUGUAAAGGAAAAUUUUAUCACACCAUAAUCCGUGUCUGUUUUCAUGAGCGGCACUUGCAAUACAUGGAGAAAGAACAGCUGGAAAGCUGGAGACACAUGCGACCUGGAGAGAGAAUACUGGAGGUUGAUAUUCCAUUGUCUUAUGGUAUAUGUGACGUUGCACAAGAUCCCAAAUCAUUAAACAUGUGUGAAUUUGAUUGGGAUCCAACGAAAGAAGUGGGAGUGUAUAUAAAGGUCAACUGUAUCAGCACAGAGUUUACUCCCAAGAAGCAUGGCGGAGAAAAGGGAGUUCCAUUUAGAAUUCAGGUGGAGACCUAUUCUAAAACUGAGUGUGGCCAAGAACAGCUUCAUGUCUGUGCCUGCCAGAUCAAGGUGUUCAAGUUGAAAGGAGCUGAUAGAAAGCAUAAGCAGGAUAGAGAGAAGAUAUCAAAGAGACCACAUUAUGAACAAGAGAAGUAUCAGCCCUCUUGUGAAUGUACUAUCCUAACAGAGCUAUCUCCAGAGGCUGUCUAUGUACCUGCUGCUGAAUCCUCAGCCUCAACUCCCAGCUCAAACGCAGGUCUAAGAACACAGAGUCCAGCAUCUGUAUUAAAAAAUGAAUCAGGUGGCAUAGAUCAAACAAAAUUAGAAAAUGGUGUUCCAACAGACCAAGAAGAAGACCAAGAAAAUCCGGUAAGGAAGAGAUUUCCAAUUACAAGUGACGUGUCUUUCAAGGGGAAAAUAAAAAACCGCAAAUUAUACGGUGUUCCUCUCCACUCAGGAACCACUGCUGUGCAAACCAUGGCGUGGUUGGCAGCAAAUCGUUUUAACAAGUAUCAUAACAUGUUUGCAAAUUUUACGGGCACAGACAUCCUUAGACUUUCUCGGUCAGACCUAAUAGAAAUGUGCGGCCUAGCAGACGGAAUCAGACUCUUCAAUGCUUUGCAUGCCAAGAACGUCUUGCCAAGGCUGACUGUUUACGUUUGCCUUGAACACGAGCAGCUCUACCAUGCAGUGUACUUGGAAAACUUGACCUGCGCUGAUUUUACGAAGAAGGUUUCGUCGCUAAUGCAGAUCACCCAGGAACGGAUCCAUGACGUGUAUUUGCAAGGGCCAUCAGGCAUCCACAUUCUCGUUACAGAUGAGGUGGUCCAGAACAUGGUCAAUGAAUCAAUGCUGUCCAUAAAGGUGCUACAAGACACAACUGGGGAAAGGUACAGAUUAUUACUAAGACUCAAUGAUAAUCAUAGCAGCAAAACACAGUCUUAAGAAAAAUACUGUUUCCCUGUUGAUUCCAGCAGAUGGCAUUCCUUAUAAUCGUGAUAGAUUUUGUAGAAUUUUUAAAAAGGGAAUUCUGCAAUAAUGUAUAUAUUUUUAUGUACUUGCCAUAAUUGAAAUAGGAGACAUGUCAUGUUAAACUCAGUGCCUGGUGGAUAAUGAUGCCGAGAAUUUUUCUCCUUUUUUUCGUACCUAAUUAUCAUUAAAGGAAUGCGUUAUUCCAAAUAUAUUGGAGAGAUGUGUUUUAUUGUUCUAUCACAUGUAAUUCAUGUAUGUAAAAGAAAAUCAGUUAUCUUGUCUCUCUGUCCUUAAAUUUAUGAAAUAGUAUUUGGUUGUGCAAUAUGUUGACAUCUAGAGUUUACCAUAUUUUGAUAAAGCUUAUUGGUUACAUUAAAUAAGUGAAUUUGAAAGGGAAAACAAAAGCCUGUUUUGGAACAGGAGAAGUGUAUGUAUCAUCAUCACACUGUUGUCAAAGUAGCAUAAUGCUCAAAAUAAAAAAGUGUAUAAAGUUUAUUAGGUACCUUCACCUAUAUUUGUUGUAGAAAAAGAUAUUGAUACAGUUUCCUGGUCAGUAAUUAGGAAUCGAGUGUGAAGAAAGUAGCUUCCACUUUUCUCAAAAUGUAUUUGUUUUGACUGGAAUGAUGUCUUACGUUGGGUGUUUGGCUUUUUAAAGAUCCUUUCUUUAUAACAGUUGUGACCUCUAUCUCCCACAAGCACAUCAAAGAAAUAGAUGACAAGUGAGAUUGAAAGAGACAUGAAAAAGAAGUACAAAUAGAUCUCAGAGGGCUUGAUAAGUGUGUUGGGAUAUAUGUGAAUAGCAUGCAGUGUAUAUUCUUCCUCCUCUUAAUCCACAAUAGCCGAUUUCUUGCCACCUGAAACCAGGAUCCAUAGGCCAUUCUUUUUGCGGUUGAUGUAGUUUUGCAGAGAAUAUCUCUUUGAAUCCUAUUUUUUUCUCGCUCUCUCUCCCUCUGUUUUGCUUUGUCCCCGGGGUUCAGAAUCCAGGGAUGCGAGGUUGUGAUAAAGUCAUGUGUUGUGCGUUCCUCUCCCGUCCAGUGUUAAGGGAGGGAGGGUAAAGAUUCGUGAAGGAAGGGUAGCAACAUCUAGAAGAGGGAGGAGGAUGGCCAUAACUAGAGGGAGGGUAAUAACAUCUAGAUGGAGGGUAACAAGUCUAGAGGGAAGGUAAAAACACCGCAAGGGAGGGCAGCAGCAUCUGUAGGAAGGGUAACACUGUUCAAAGGGAAGAUAGCCAAAUCUAGAGGGUGGUUAACAUCUAGCAGAAGGACAGCAACACCCAGAGUGAGGUAAGGACUAAAGGGAGGGUAACAAUAUUUAAAGAGAGAGUAGCAAGACCUUGGGUUGGGGUUGGGGGGGGUUAGCACCAAAGGGGAGGGAAGCAGUAUUUAAAGGGAGAGUAGCAAAGGCAGGGAGAGUAACAACAAAGACAUUUUUUCUUGGGGGGGGGGGGGGCCCUGUAGACUUUGGAUAAUUUGCAGUGCUUGGAAAUACACAUCGUGCAAAUGCAGGGAUAUUUAGGAAAAUCUCAUAAAGCAUUAGAAGUCUUGAAUUUUGCUGCAUCAUUAUUUAAUCUACCCAAAACUGGAAGGACUUGCUGAUCAGUGAUGUGUAUAAUUUUGAAAAUAAGGAUCAUAUUAAGACACAAAAUAUAAGAAAUUUGAGCUGAUUGUGUUGAAUGAUGAUCUAAUUACCUAGAGGAUACUGUAUCAGUUUAUUACUUUUCAGAGGAUUAUAAUAUGCUUUAUGACAAAAGAGAAUAUUGGGAAUUAUAGUGUAAUUUUAAGUUUUGUAUCUUUAAUUUUCUUAUGCUUUUAUACAUAAUUAGUCAUAUUUUUAAUGAUUGGAUCAAAGACUCUUACAGAUGAAGAAAUAUAUUGCUCUGUUACAUAUUAUGUCUUCCUUCCUUAAAAAUUUAGAAGCAUAUUUCAUAUAGGUUUAUUAAAGAAUAAUCCAUUCAUGCAUAUGUGAAUAUGGUCUUACACACACAUAAGAGCUCAUUCACUCUCUCUCUAUCACCUCACUUGCUCACUCACUCACCCACUCACAACUCACUAACACUUACUCACCUGCUCAGUACUCACAAACUCAUUGCUCACACUUACUCAUUACUUACAUUUACUCACUCAUUACUUGUUUGUAUUCACUCAUACUCACUCACACACACACUCACACUCACACUCACACUCACACUCACACUCACACUCACACUCACACUCACACUCACACUCACACUCACACUCACACUCACACUCACACACACACACACACACACACACACACACACACACACACACACACACACACACACACACACACACACACACACACACACACACACACACACACACACACAUAAUUUUUAUUGUAUUUCAGUUAUAUUCAUCGGUAUGUAAUGAUCUCAAAUCAUACAGUUAUACUGAAAUAUUUGGAAAUUUAUAUAUUGGUCAUCUUUUUUACAAAAAAUCUUGAGAGAAGAAUAAAGCUGUAAUGAGGAUUUUGUUUGAACUGUAUUCCAUUUUCUUAACAAUAAUUUGUAAUAUUAUGGGGGGGGGGGAAUCCAAUAUUGCAUCAGAAUCAGAGAAAAUUUAGGUAAUAUAAAUCUAAUGCCCUCCAAAUCAGUAGUUAAAAUAUCAGAGUUGAACUUAGAAAAGAUUCAUUAUAAAUUAGUACCUUUAUUUAAAAUUUAACCACAAUUACUGAAGGGAAUUGAAAUAUUAAUCCACGGGCCGAAUUCUCAAUAAACAAAACUUUUUCACUUUUCUAAUGUAGGAAAGGAGAAUACAAAUUGACAAGAUCUUUGCUGUUUUAAUGUAAUAAUUAAAAUUCUUAAAAAAAAGAUGAAUAAAAAUAAAAAAUAAAAUAAAAUAAAAGUCACAUAAGAAAUAGAGUGAAGUGAGUGUUCAUACAUUAGACGUGCAGUAUUGCUGUUUUGCACAUAAUCAUUACACUUUUCAGGUCUUCCUCUUAUGUUCUGAGAGGCAACUGACAGACAUUGAAUUUUUAGAUAUUUAAUAAUUAUAAGUUAAGUCUUUAUGGGGUUUGUGGUUUUAACAAAGAAAACCCGAGAACACAAAGGGAAUCAGUCAAGAGAUAACGUAUUUCUUAUUUCAUACACUUGUGGUUUGAAGGUGUAGUUGUCAAAAAUAAGAGAGGGGUUCAGUAUUAACUUUAUUUAAGAUAAUUUUAUACUAAUUCAAGAUGAGUUAGAAAAUCUGUAAGAUAUUUUCUGUUAUUGUUUAACCUUUUUUUCGGUUAUUUUAUUUCAUUUUAGUUUUGUUUUAUUAUUUUUUUUAAAUUUUUUUAUGGAUAUUAUUAUUAUUACAAAGUGAUACGCUGUAUUUCAAACUUUUAGAAGUGUUCAUGCUUUUAUAAUUAUCUUCCAAGUCAAUGGGCCAGUGGGUUAAGCAAAAGGUAUUGGUUGUUCACUAAAUGAAUUCUAGUUUUUAAAUAUCUGUUAUACUUUUGUGAGAAUAUAUCUAUUCAUUCUGUCCAAUGUUAUGCUAUACUUUGUCUUGUUCGGCUGCAAAGCUGAGCAUUUCUUUAUGUACUACAUGGUAUCUUUAGUUUUUUGUAUAUUCACACUGUAUAUCAUGUUCAUGUAGAAUGUCUCACCCUUUCCAUGUAUUUUAUAUGCAUCUACAUAAUUACAUUGUCACCUUCUCUUAUAGGAUGUUUUUUCUUUUAUUUGUAUUAUUUUAUGCUUCACUAGAGUUAAAACUGAAUGGAGUUAUUAAGUGAUGAAGAUUAAACAGCCAUUGUCCAAAUCACGAGAAGAUUGCCACAAUACAUGUGAAAUUCCCCCUUGCCAUGUUUUCUUUUUUUCAGAACGUAAACUGUAAUGCAUAUUAACUUCAUUUGAUGCCAAUUUGCUCUUAUCUCAUUUUCUUCUUAUAAUGAAUAAAAGUUUGCGAUUUCAUGAGUGACUGACUUGUAUAGUUUCAUGAAAAAGAUAUUGAAACACUGAAGGGCUUGCCUUUGUUGUUUCAGCUCAACAUUAAAUUUUUAUUUGGAAAUCAGUGAAAGCAAACAUGGUGCAUUUUCACUUUGGUUUGGAGUUUAAUGCAUCUUUAUUUUUUUAAACUUCAUGCUCAUAGCUGAUGGCUGAUUACUGUGUUGUUUAAACAUUUUUGUUUAUGUUAGUGACGUUUUGGGAUGUAUCAUAAAAUUUUGGGUCUCACAUUCAGUCAGGUUUUGUUUAGAUGUGACUCAAAUAUCAUGAGGUUGAGUUGUUAACAUUUGAACAGGAUUUAUUUUUUGAGGUAAUCACCAUUUACACAAUAAAUUGCAUUAACAAAUUACUCCUUGGUGAAGCGUUAUUUUCUCCUUUGGUGUCUAAGCCUCUUGCUUCUGCUCAUCUGGUGUGAGCACAAGAAAAAAAGGUUUAGUUUUUAAUUCUCAGUGUUUACGCACAACAGCUUAUUCUGCGUUUUUUUCCAACCUAUGUUACAAAGAGAGCGUUUGAUAUUUCAAAAAGUCAUCGAGCAGUUGGGAUUGGAGAAAAAGACUGGAAUGAGAUUAACAAAGGAUUGAAUGCGAUUGUAAAAUGAACGUUUUGAAUUAUUGAAAGAUGAACCAUUCAGUCUGUUUAUCAUAUCUGGUAUGGAGAUUACUAAUAUCAAAGAGAAUAAGUCUUGCUGAUGUUUUUGUCUGACAGAGCAAGAUGCAAUAUUCUUAAUAGUUAAAAUCAUUUGAAGAUCCUCGAGGAUAAAUAUAAUAUUAAAAACGGAAAGAGGGAGCAACAUGACGAGAGGAUUAACCCAUUGUUUCCUGGUGCGUCAAGGCAGUCACGUGGUCCAAAAUACAGGCAUUAGGCUUUUAUGAGUGGCUGUUCUGACAGGUGUGCGGCUUGUAGGCCAUGUGCACGGGAACACUUGUGUGCGGUGACAAGCUCCUUGCCUCCCCUUUGCUAUGCUAUUUUCUCUUUUUCUGCGUAAGUGUGUAAAUUUAGCUUUGUUACCAUUUUCCAAUGUCCAUAUUUGUCAUUUGAUUUGAUUUUAUCCAGAUGGUAAUAGAUUGUUUUCCUAGCAUGGACUGCAUUUCAUCUUUCAAGGUAGUCCAUAACUCAGUACAAGAAAAAUAACAAUAAGUUAUAUGUGGCAUUUAUUUAUUUAUUUUAUAUUUUUUAUUUUAAUAUUUUUUUUCAAUUUUCUAUAAUACAGCCUGUGCCACCUUCUCAUUGGCCAAGAAUAGGAUGCUUCGCACGGAACUGGCGUCCUCCCUGGAGCCAGCGCUCUUCCAAACGUGGUUCAUGGACAUUACAUUCCACAUUCAUUAUCGAUGGAUAUAAUGCAAAAGCCAAACGAGUCUAAUUACCAUCCAAGAGGUUUGUGCACACAAGUCUUUCCCAUCACCCUGGCCUUCAGCCAAAAUUCUCACAAUGGCAAGUUUGUGUCACCGUAGCCUAAAUCCAGAUUCUCCCAUGAGGGCAUGUUCACGUCAAAUGCCCCUCGAUUCAAAUUUUUCAUGAUGUGAUGGUCACAUUGUCCUGAUCAUAGGGGUUAAGGCAUAAUACUGGACAAAUUAACUAUAACUAAUUUAUAUUUGUAGGCUAAUUCUAUUUUCUCCCCAGCAAAGAGGGGAGAAUAGCAGCAAUCCAAAUAAAAGAUAGAUAUUAUCAGAAACAAAAGUACCACCAUUUUGUAACAUAGAUCUAACAAUUGGUGAAAAUAUCCAAGACCCAAAGACGUAUCGGAAAAAAAAUGAAAGCAAGACAUGGAAUAAUUACACUUAAAUAUAUUUUGUUUAAAGUGACUGAAAACCUCUACUAAGUAUUUGGGUAAUUCACAUUGGUGUGUUCAUUGUAAAUGUUUUCAUGUUUAUGAUCUGUAGUUUACAUUAUAUACACCAAUUUUUUCCAAAGCCAGUUGUCGGUUGUUUGCUAACUAAAAGAGUCUUAAGAAAAUACCCUGGAAAAUAUUAAAAAGACAUGCCUAGAAGAUUUUUUCCCUAAUUUUUAGGCACACUUUUUAGAAUAUAACAGUGAUUUCAAUACUGCUAAAAGAAGAAUACAUAGCACUCCUUGGGAUGCUUUAAAUAUUAACUUUUGAAUUCUAAAGGAAAUGUGCCCCUAAAAAUUAGUCUUUACGAAUGAUCUGAUCUUAGAACAAAACAGGAAAUUGAACAUGGACCAGUUUGCAAUAAACCCUUGAAUAAGUUCUCUCUUAAAAGCAACUUUUCAAAAAAAAAAAUUGUAGCUAAGAAAUGUCACUUCAUGCCCUUGUUUUUUAGUAUACUGUAAUUGAAAAAUGUUUUAAUAACAGACAAUGAGAAGAAGGGGUUCUCCAGGGGAAAAUAAAAAGACAUCACUGAAAUUUCUAGUUAUAAAAAACAGAAAAAUGGUGAUACAAGAUUUCACCUUUAUUAAUACCUCCACAGUUAUUAUUAUUAAAGAUACAGGGAUCCUUCUAUUUUAAUAUCAAAUAUGAAUUAAGAAAAUUUGACAUUCAAUAGCAGCUUUAAAAAAGAAUCAUGGCAUACAUCAUUCAAUCUUUUUCUUUGAAUUUUAUUAAUACAUUUCUAAACUUUGGCCUGAGGACUGAUUCCUGGAGCAGGUUAUGGAUUUUGUUUUUGUUUUUUCCAUAAAACUUCUGAAUAAGACUAUACUAACAUUCAUUGUAACACAUGUAAAAAAAAAAAAAUAAUGAAUGACAAUGAAGAAUUCCAACAUUCAAAAGUACUUUAUAUCUUCUUAUAGAUUUUGAUAGUUUAAUCAAGAUCUGUGAAUUACAUUUGCAUUUAAGUUGCAUUGCAAGACAAAGUUCUAAGAAAAGAAAAGUGAAGUAUGGGGAAUUUCACUAGCCAAUCUCUUGUGAAUUUUAUAAAGGUUUUAUUUCUUCAACUUAUCUGCUCCAAAUAGUAACACUUGUGCAACCUAGUGAUUGUAGUUCAUAAAUGGUGUGGAAGCAAAGGUUACGGUAGGAAAAUCUCCUCUGUUAGUAACUUGCUAAUCAUUUAUUUUAAGAUUUGUAGAACAAUUUUUUUUUUCACUUCAUAUGGCUAGAAUUUUUUAUAUGAAUGAGUUAUUGGUAAAGUAUUCUGUGCAGUUGUAAGUGAAAAUACAACAAUAGGAGAUUAAAUUAUGUCUAGCCCUCAAACCAUUUUUCAAACUUCAUCAUUCAAAAACUAUAUAUUUUUAUGAAAAUUGAAAACUCAUAUCAUUUUAUUUAGUUUUAUUUCACAAAUAAUUGUUAUCAUUCUGUUUGAUGUAUACUUCUUCAUUUGGUAAUUACCAAUACAAAUUUGGACAAACAACUCAUUGGUAAUAGAAUUAUACAAAGUGUGAAUUAUAUGUAAAUUCUAUGUGGAAGAAUCCAGUUCCUAUGAAAAGAAAAUGUAUGUAAAGUAAGCUGUUAGAUCUCACCAUUUUUUUGACAUGUAAAAGACAAAGGAUUAAAGACAACAGAAUGUGCACACACAAAAUAAUUGACCUGUAAGUUACUGUUAAAUAUGUGAAAAUAAAAAUUACUUGCAUAA
Messenger RNA from Penaeus chinensis, 10298 nucleotides. It is a transcript of the gene gem, whose product is annotated as transcription factor CP2-like protein 1. NCBI's taxonomy places the organism in Eukaryota, Metazoa, Arthropoda, Malacostraca, Decapoda, Penaeidae. Gene Ontology annotation, biological process: regulation of transcription by RNA polymerase II. The record is from RefSeq and is a predicted model, not a curated record. Gene Ontology annotation, cellular component: nucleus. Gene Ontology annotation, molecular function: RNA polymerase II cis-regulatory region sequence-specific DNA binding; DNA-binding transcription activator activity, RNA polymerase II-specific. The coding region runs from base 567 to 2801 and encodes 744 amino acids. The transcript has 17 exons.